AUGCGUGCCUUUCCCUGUGGCUCGGGGCUGGGAACAGAAGUUCAUUUACUGAUCAGAGAGGUCCCUGAGAGGCCGCGCUGCUCCUUCUCCCACAUUCACUGGGGAGACUUGCUCUGCAAGUGCAAUUGCAGGCGGUUCGGGAGCACACACCCCAGACCUGCCGCCCACUGCUUCUGUGCCUCUGCAUCUGCCACCGUGGGCCCCAAGUUCCAGCGACUUCUCCUGUCCCACACUCUCCGCUUUGCUCCCUGUGUGUCCUGAAGGAAGGGGAUGUGCUCCCGAGAUUUUCCACAGCAAUUUGCAUGGCAUAUAAAUGACCCCCUUGGUGAAAUACAUAAUGAUCAAACAAUGGCUGCCAACAAACACACCUCAGAUCAACUUGAGCAACUAUCCAGUAAUAAGCCACCACAGGGCCCUACUUGUCAUGCUGCUGAACCUUCAGGUGAUGACAGCAUUUGAAGACCUGGCUGUGUACUUUACAUGGGAAGGAAUGGCAGAAAAUGAACAAUGCUCAGAAAAUCCUGUACAGAGAUGUGAUGCUGGAGACCUACAGCAGCCUGUUCUCCUUGGGGCACUGCAUUACCAAACCUGACUUGAUCUUCAAAUUGGAGCGAGGAGAAGAGCCAUGGAUCGUGGAUGAAUGCUUGAAUCUGAGCCUUUCAGUGGUCAUGAAAAGGGAUGACCUGAUUAGGAUCAACCAGGAAAGUCAGGACAAAAAUCUGAAUCAGGAUUUUAUGAAAAAUAACAAGACAUCAGCUCUCAAGAGAAUUGAAUUAAGAAAAACACUUAGUUUAAAUUCAAGCCAUGUUCCAACACUGAUUAUUAAAAAGGGAAUCUAUUCAGGAUUGAAGCCUGAGGAAUGCAAUAAAUGUCACACUGUGUAUCCCCCCAGUGGGCCUGAUCAACUACAGGCUGGAGAGAAAUUUGAUAACACUAAGAUACCUGGAAAAUCUCUCCAGUUCUGUGAGCCUCCUAGCCAGCUUGACAAUAUUCACAUCAUGAAGCAGCCAUUUGGACCCACUGGACAAGCAAAAGUCUUCACAAGAAAGAUGUUCUGUAAAUCUGAGAGGGUUCAUAUGGCAGAAAACUGUAAUAAGUCAACUGUCACUUUUGGAAAAGCAACGCAAGUAGAAAAAGCUAUCCAUGAAAAUUCUAGCCUCAAUAUGCAUCAACAAACUCACACAAGAAAGAAAUUUUAUAAGUACAUUAUGUAUGUUGAACCUGUCAUUCACCAGUCACAUCUUACAAUAAACCAGAGACUAAAUACAAGGGAAAAACUUUACACAUGUAAACCUUGUGGAAAAUCACUCAGUUUUAAUUCACCUUCUGAAUGUAAUGACUGUGGAAAAGCCUUUGGACAAAAGUCAGUCCUCAGGAAACAACAGAAAGUUCACAGAGGGGAGAAACCUCAUGAAUGUAGUGUCUGUGGAAAAGCCUUUGGACAAAAGUCAAACCUCAUCAUACACCAGCAAAUUCACACAGGGGAGAAACCUCAUAAAUGUAAUAACUGUGGAAAAUCCUUUGGACAAAAGUCAAACCUCAUCAUACACCAGCAAAUUCACACAGGGGAGAAACCUCAUAAAUGUAAUGACUGUGGAAAAGCCUUUGGACACAAGUCAAACCUCCUCAUACAUCAGCGAAUUCACACAGGAGAGAAACCUCAUAAAUGUAAUGACUGUGGAAAAUCCUUUGGACAAAAGUCAGACCUCAUCAUACACCAGCGAAUUCACACAGGGGAGAAACCUCAUAAAUGUAAUGACUGUGGAAAAGCCUUUGGACAAACGUCAGGCCUCAGGAAACAUCAGCGAAUUCACACAGGAGAGAAACCUCAUAAAUGUAACGACUGUGGAAAAGCCUUUGGACACAAGUCAGGCCUCAGGAAACAUCAGCGAAUUCACACAAGGGAGAAACCUCAUAAAUGUAAUGACUGUGGAAAAGCCUUUGGACGAAAGUCAGAGCUCCUCAUACACCAGCGAACUCACACAGGGGAGAAACCUCAUAAAUGUAAUGACUGUGGAAAAGCCUUUGGACGAAAGUCAGACCUCAUCAUACACCAGCGAAUUCACACAGGGGAGAAACCUCAUAAAUGUAAUGACUGUGGAAAAGCCUUUGGACAAAAGUCAAGCCUCAUCAUGCAUCAGCGAAUUCACACAGGAGAGAAACCUCAUAAAUGUAACGACUGUGGAAAAGCCUUUGGACAAAAGUCAAACCUCAUCAUACACCAGCGAAUUCACACAGGGGAGAAACCUCAUAAAUGUAAUGACUGUGGAAAAACCUUUGGACAAAAGUCACACCUCCUCAUACACCAGCGAAUUCACACAGGGGAGAAACCUCAUAAAUGUAAUGACUGUGGAAAAGCUUUUGGACGAAAGUCACACCUCAUCAUACACCAGCAAAUUCACACAGGAGAGAAACCUCAUAAAUGUAACGACUGUGGAAAAGCCUUUGGACACAAGUCAGGCCUCAGGAAACAUCAGCGAAUUCACACCGGAGAGAAACCUCAUAAAUGUAAUGACUGUGGAAAAGCCUUUUUCUAUAAGUUAUACUCAUAUCAAAACAAUCAUACAGGGCAGGAACCUUAUGAAUCUAGUAAGUGUGGAAAAGCCUUUAUAAAUCAUGUUGUGAAUUCUGUGGUAUGAUAUGAGCUAUGAUUUAUAACAUGGGAGAGACUUCAUGAAUGCAAUGACUGUAGAAAAGCCCUUGGCAAUGUCACAUCUCAGAAUGCAUCAGAAAAUGCACAGGAAGAGAAACCUUUUGGACAUAAUGACUUGGAAAGCUUUUUCCCAUAAUUCAGCCCUCAUUGCACAUCAUCUAAUUCAUAUGGGGGAAAACACUUCGGAUAUAAUGCAUAUGGAAAAGCCUUUAUCCAUAAGUAACACCUCAUAAAACAUCAGAAUUCACAUGGGGGAGAAACCUUAUGAAUGGAAUGAAUGUUGGAAAACUCUGCCAAAAUCACACAAUAUAACAUCAGAGAAUUUAUUACAUGGUGGAAAUCUUGUAAUAAAUGUGGGAAAGCCUUUUGUCAGAAGGAAUACCUCAUAACAUGUAGAUCAAACAAGGGAGAGAACUUAAGAAUAUAAUGAAUGUGAAGGACUUUUUGCAAAAUCAACAUAACCAUGUGACAGAGCCUUUUGCUGGAAAUUACAUCCCAUACAAUAGGCACUCCCAUAAGGAAGAAAGGUUGGGACCAGCGCUGUGGCACAGUAGGUUAAAGCCCUGGCCUAAAAUGCCUGCAUACCACAUGGGCACUGGUUCUAGUCCCAGUUGCUCCUCUUCCGAUCCAGCUCUCUGCUAUGGCCUGGGAAAGCAGUAGAAGAUGGCCCUGCACCCACAUGGGAGACCCAGAAGAAGCUCCUGACUCCUGGCUUUGGAUUGCUGCAGCUCCAGCCAUUGCAUCCAUCUGGGGAGUGAACUAGCAGAUGGAAGACCUCUUUCUGCUUCUCUGUCUCUCUCUAACUCUGUCUUUCAAAUAAAAAAAUUAAAUUGUUAAAAAAAAUGAAGUUCAGAAAUAUUAGUGUGACAAAAAGCCAUUUGUCAGAAAUGGCAUUAUACAUCAGAAAAUUCACACAAAGGGUUUCUUAGGAGUGUAAUGAAUGUGGAAGUAUAUUUUCAUAGAAUUCAGGCUUGCAUAAAUAUGCAACUCAAAAAAGGUGAUAUCCUUCAAGUGCAACAGACCUCAAAAAACCAUAGCCAGAAAUUAAACAUCAGGCUGGCACCGUGGAGCAAUAGGUUAAUCCUCCACCUUCUAUGCUGGCAUCCAUAUAGGUGCCAGUUCUAGUCCCAGCUGCCCCUCUUCAAUCCAGCUCUUUACUGUGGCCUGGGAAAGCAGUAGAAGACAGCCCAAGUGCUUGGGCCUCUGCACCCACAUGGAAGACCAGGAAGAAGCACCUGGCUACUGGCUUCAGAUCAGUGCAGCUCUGGCCAUUGUGGCCAUUUGAGGAGUGAAUCAACAGAAGGAAGACCUUUAUCUCUGUCUCUCUCACUGUCUGUAACUCUACCUGUCAAAUAAAUAAAAAUCUUUAAAAAAAAGAAAACAAGAAAUUAAACAUCAACUAACAUCAGAGAAUUCAUACAGUAAAAUUUCAAUUUAAUGCAUGUGAAAAAAUUUUUCUGCCAUUAAUCAAUUCACAUGAAGAGACUCCAAAAUGAGAAAACAUACAUGCAUAGAAAAGUCAUGUACCAUGGCCAUGGUGAUUUCACUUUUAUUGUAAGAUCAUCAUCACCCCCAACAUUCUGUAAGUUGCCCUGGAAACUGUCAGGUACACAGUGUCUCAGGGCCAUUUUAGCCAAGGGUAAUAAUUCUUUCUCCUCAAUGUAAUAUAUAUAUAUAUAUAUAUGAAUAUAUGUAACAUAUAUAACAUACAUAUAUUUUAUACAUAGAUAAAUUUGCCACUGUGUGUCUAGAUACUAGUAUAUUUCCUGAAAAUUAUGCGGGAAAAUAGUGGGAUCUUAAUGUGAUUUUUAUCCCAGAAUUAUGUAUGUUUAUUUAAUUUUAGAGGUUGGUAGACUUGGAGACACAGAGAAACAGAGAUUAUGAGCUACAACUUGGUGGCUUACUCUUCAUUCUUGUAAUGAUCAGAAACUGGAUUAUUACAGAAAGCUGAGCUAUUCUUUUCUGAUGAUAAAUACAUUAUAAACAUUUCAAAAGGUUGCUCUAUAUAUUUAUAUUAUAAAUUAUAUAUAUGUACAUUUAUAUUGUAAUGUCAUAAAUUAAACACACACACAUAUAUAUUAUAUAUAUAAACACCUUUAAAAUUCUCCUUGUUAUUGGUAUAAAUAUUUUGAAAUUUAAAUAUUUACUUCCUUUUAAAAUUUUAUUUAAUAUAAGUUUGAUAUAUUUCAUAUAUACAGACUAAUGAAGUAAGUGACACUUCCCCUGAUACCCUCCCUCCCACACACAGUCCAACCCUUUCUCUUCCCUCUCACAUUCCCACUUAACUUUUACAAAAUCUGUUUUCAGUUUACUUAAUGAUUGUAUAGUUAACCCUACACUAAGUAAGAGUUCAACAAGUCAGCAAAUAGUAUGAAGCAAAAAAAUAAAAAAAAAAAUCACUGUUCCUCAAUGGAAGAGACAAGGGCUCUAAACAAUCAUCAAAUCUCAAAAUGUGUAUCUAACUCCAAUACAUUACAUUUUAGGUACUCUAUUAGCUACCUCAGAUCAGGGAAAACAUAGGAUAUCUGUCUUUCGGGGACUCGUUUGUUUUACUAAGUAUAAUGGUUUCCAGUUUCAUCUAUCUUGUUGCAAAAGACAGGGUUUCUUUUUCUUUCUUUCUUUUUUAAUAACUGAGUAGUACGCCAUAGUGUGUAUAUACCAUAAUUUUCUUAUCAAGUCAACAAUUGAUUGAUAUCUGGAUUGUUCCCAGAUCUCAGCUAUUGUGAAUUGUGCUGCAAUGAACAUGGGGUUAUAGAUAACUCUUGCAUAUGCUAAUUUCUUUUCAUUUGGGUAAAUUCCAUGGAGUGGGAUGGCUAGAUCAAAUGGUAGGCCUAUAAUCAGAUUUGUAAGAUAUCUCCAUACGGUCUUUCACAGUGGCUUGCACCAGUUUACAUUCCCACCAACAGUGGACCAGGGUAACUUUUUUCCACAUCCUCAUCAGUUUUGUCAUUUGUUGAUUUCUUUAUUUUUAUUUAUUUAUUUAUUUUGGAUAGGCAGAGUUAGGCAGUGAGAGAGAGAGACAGAGAGAAAGCCUUCCUUCCAUUGGUUCACCCCCCAAAUGGCCACUACGGCUGGCGCGCUGCAGCCAGCAUGCUAUGCUGAUCUGAAAGCAGGAGCCAGGUGCUUCCUCCUGGUCUCCCAUGUGGGUGCUAUUCUUUCUUCCCUAGUUCUGACUCUUUAAAAUUAUGGGAUUUGAUUCAAUGCACCAGGUCUUAAAUUUAAGGUUUUAUUUCCUGACUUUUGAACAACCAAAGAGACAGAUUCUGUGUUAUUGUAAAGUAAUCUACUAUGUUCUCCUAAUGCCUCUUAAGUUCUAAUUGUUUAAAACAACUGAGUUUUAAAGGAGUUAUGAUUUGAUCAAAUCUGGCCCUUGGGCUAGAUGGUGAAAGUGACAUCUUAAGUUUUAACAUAUUUAUAUAUAUAUAUAUAUGAUUAAGUUUAAAAGUGACUGUAUUUGACUGCAUUAAGUUUUAAAUUGGUCAUAUAGGAGGCACUAAUUGUUAAAGUGAUCAUAUCAACAGAAUUAAAGAGUAGUAAAUGCUUCAACAUGGGAAGCAGUCCGUACAGCAGACUCAUAGAAUGGCAAUUGCUCUAAGUAACGCUCAAUGACCUCAGAGUCAUCCCUAAAGGCAUUCUGGUCUGGCUAAAAAGCCCACAAGAGCAUUUCAGGCAUGGAAAGUCAGGACACUUGUGCAAAAAGGUGUGCCUACAUGGAGAGUCUCCCUGGGUGAGACUCCUGUGGAAAGAAGUGGUCAUCAAAGAAGGAUGUACUCUCUUCAAAGGGAGAACUUUCACUUUGCUUACGGCCUUCCCUAAAUAUUGAUGGAGUUUGUGGAUUCAGAAGGCUUCCAUAGCCUAGACAGUUCAUGUCAAGAGCCUUGGGUGAUCACUGACAGCACACAAAAGAGUGUAAAUUGUGAAAUUAACCAUAGGAGUCACUGUGCACUAACUUCCCAUGCAGGACCUUAAGACUAUGCUUAAAAAACAGAGGGGAGAGUACGGUACCCCCACUAUCAGUGUAUUAACUUUGCUCCUUUCACCAUAAAGUUCUUACAGGUCUCACCCCCUGGAGAGCCACCAGCAGUGAGACACUGGAGACCUUUCACAGGUGCAACCCAAUUGCCUCUGGUUUGAUGGAGGGACCCAACCACCCAACAAUGGAAGGUGCCUGAUCCCCUCAUAAUGAUGGGCAAACAUUUUGCUUGUGCUUUCCAGAGAUCACUCUGCAGCCUGUGUGGAUAGCAACGUGAAAUGCCAAACCCUGGACCCAGUCUCUGAAAGCUGACCCUCUACAAACCAACUUCAGCACCUUUCCCUGAACAAGCCAUUCAUAGAAAGAUCCUCUUCAGAUGGGCUACAGCUUAAAUGGAAGGGACCUUACCAGGUGCUACUGAACAUGACUACCUCGGUAAAAUUAGGAUUAAUGUCUACCUCGCAAGUCCUCACAGAUGUACUCAAAAGACAUGCCUGAUUAUUCCUGUAAGCCAGAGAUCUUAAGCAAAAAGGAAAGUAAAGCCUUUGCUUUCCUCACAUCAAGAGUGCUGCGCCUGAAGGCAGGCAUGGUGUACCUGCCUCUUUGAUUCUCUCUAUUAUUAACAAUAAAACUCCUAAUGUGUUCCUAUAA
Oryctolagus cuniculus (rabbit) is the source of this 7277-nucleotide messenger RNA. The record is from RefSeq and is a predicted model, not a curated record. Lineage: Eukaryota; Metazoa; Chordata; Mammalia; Lagomorpha; Leporidae.